Messenger RNA from Acanthopagrus latus (yellowfin seabream), 4344 nucleotides. RefSeq names its product coiled-coil domain containing 82 (gene ccdc82). The transcript has 3 exons. The coding region runs from base 371 to 1057 and encodes 228 amino acids. NCBI's taxonomy places the organism in Eukaryota, Metazoa, Chordata, Actinopteri, Spariformes, Sparidae. The record is from RefSeq and is a predicted model, not a curated record.
CAGUCGGCAGCAGUGGCUGCUCUCCGCCGCAGGAGGCGGGGCGCUCUGUGCUGGAAUUCCUUCCAGCGAAGAAGAAGCAGGGGCAAUGAACACACAGCUAGCAGCGAAGAGAAAAACAUGUACGACAUGUAAUUAAUGUAGCUCGGUAAUCGUGGUCUAACACAAAACGUUUCCACGAACAGAGUUCAAAAUAAAUCCAGGCGGAGGCGAAUUCAGACGCCAUAUUGGGUUACUACCAGAAAUAACAUGCUGUCGUUGUUGUGACGUGAAGAAGAGAGGAGCUAUCCAGCUACACCGUUAGCUUGUUUACAGUUCGGUUCUGUUUCGGUUUUGUGUUUAAUGUCACUGGGCUCCGGUACCGCGUGCAGACAUGGAGAGCCUGUACAAGCGGAAAAUGUUCGCGUCGAUGCGGAAAACCAAAGUGGACGCAUCGAAGAAGCGGCAGAUCGGCCUACCCGCUUCUAUCCUGGACGACAGUGACGAAGGCUCCUUCUCCUCCUCCUCCUCCGGAUCCCAAUCCGACUUCCAGAGCUCCCCGGAGGAGGACAGCGAGCAGGAGGAUCGGGACCGGAGUGAUUCCGGGGCGACUUCAAGCGACGACAGCCGCUCGGUGACGCGCAGAAAGCGCUCGUUCCUCGGAGGCGAUGACAGUUCCUCGUCGUCCAGUGCCGAGGAAGAGGAUGACGAGUCGGAGGACAAGAGCCAGCCGAAGAGGAUGGUUCAGCCCAGGAAGCGUAGCAGGCUGCAGCGACAGGACGAGUCAGACUCGGACCAUGCUGAGGAGAAGCAGAGAGAGGAGGCGGAGAAGGCGAAGAGGAGGCAGAGACACAACAAGCUUCUGGCUCUGUCCCGGAGGAUGAAAGCCCGGGUCCCGAGUCGGAGGAGGAGCCGCCUGAAUCAGGGUGGGAGUGAUGUGGAAGAAUCUAAAGAACUUGAGGAGAAUGAGGCCGCUGGUGACGGAGGCGGAGGAGAAAACGGCAGCAAGAAAGAGGCUUCAGAAAGUGAUGAUGGAGGCAAAAAAGAGAAGGACGAAGAAGAGGCGGAGAAGAAAAAGUAGAUCAAUGCCAUUGAGGACAGAGAGGAGUUUAAAUGUGAAGAAUACAAAUGAAGUGGAUCCUGAAGUGGGAAACUGCCUUGGCGUGAUGCUGAGAUCAUAAAGUGGCUCAUGGAUGCAUUGCUACUGGUUCAGUGUCAUAUAAUCAUCGUUAGUGAUCACCCUGCUCAUCUAAUGACAUCAGUCAAGUCACUUUUAUUUAUUUUUCUCAAAGUCACUGCUUCUAGAUGUUGAUCGCAGAUAGAUGUCAUGUCACUCAUGUUCCACUGUCAGGUGCACCUUCUUCACUUUCAAUGUGUCUUUUGUUAUUGUUACUGCUUGUGAAAGAAGAGGGCGGGGCUUCAUCACUGUCACAUGACAUGAGCCUGGCUGACAUAUCCAUAGACAUAAUAUAUGUAGACGCCUCAUAGUGUGCUAGAAUGUAAUCCUGCGUCGCCACAAUCUUGGUUGGGUCUCCUCACUGUAUGCUAGCACCAGAUUCAAUCGGAAUCAAUAGAGAGCGAGCAACUUUGACCGUAUUUUGUGCAGUUUAUGGUUGCAAUAACCGGCGCAGUAUUGUUACCAGAUCGUGGGGGAUUACCUUUCACAAGUAAGAUUUUUUUUAUUUUUUUAUUUUUUUGAAUAACUUUUGUGACAGCGCCCUGUAUCAUAACUAAAUCUUUGCCUAGUUGGGGAUACACCUUCUUCAGUAGAAAUAAAUGCUGGGGGGGCGCGCAUUGGAGACCCAUCCAAGAUGGCGGCCACGCUGAUACGCUAGCUCCAAUGGGCUGCGUCAGUCUAUGGGGCGUCUAUGUAUAUUAUGUCUAUGGACAUAUCACUACAAACAAUGACACACUGAUAUAAAUAGGUUCCUCCUCCUGACCAAGUAUUAUUGUUGCCUUAAGCUAACCAAACUGCAACAAAAAACAGAAAAUAAUGAGAACUUGAUAUGAAAUAAAACAGUGUGUCAAGAAUAUAACAAUAAGUUCCAAAUGGGAUGAAAAACCCCAGUCUCCUGUUGGAGGGUCCUGUACACUAAAUUUAACUACAACAGCAAGCUCUUGACCCAGCCAUUGUCGCUUUACACUCAGUUGUAAUAAUGGACCUGAGGUGUGUGUAAUGAAGAAACCUGUUCAGAGAAAGAGAUGGGCUUUGUGUGUGUGAGCUGGCUCGACUAAACCUAAAACCCCAGUCAGACUUAAUGGUACCAGGACAGAGCUCAUCAGUACAGACUGCUUGCCCAGACUUUUUUCUUCAUUCCCAUAAAAAGGGGCAUUUCAUGUGUCAUUUCACGAAAGGCAAGAAUGCUGCUGAACAUCACUUACUGUCUAAAUUCGGUAACCAGUAUAUUUAUUGCAACAUUCUGCGCGCUACAGUUGAUUUCAAAUAUGACAACUGCACAUCUUUCGCUCUUAAACUUGAUAUUUAACGAUCAUACUUAAGAAUUACUUUUAGGUAUGGCAUAAACAACAUGUGGUAGCAUCAUCACAUAGCUUUUUGCCAAAUAAGGUGAUUGAUUGAACAUUAUCUGAGAUGAAUACCAACUGCCUAUAAUCAUUUUGUAAUCGUUUUUUAUUCAUUGAAAUAUACCAGCAGUAUAAAGCCAACUUCAGAUAAACAGGACCAGACAUGAAAACAUAAAUAAAUGGUAAUUUCACGUGUGAAGGAAUAUUCUUAUGUAAUUGUAGCCUGUAUGUAAAUGGACAGGGACCACUACACACAUUCAAUGUUACUGUAAGUGCACGUCCUUGUUCAUGAAUGUAACAAUACAGCUCAACACAUUUGCAAAUACAUAGACUAAAACAUAUUCCCUCAGCUGAGAAGCAGUAUGACUGGUGAUUUAAGAUUAUUGAGAAAGCUGACCAAAUGUCUGCUUAUUGUUUUUACCCUGUAAACGGGGAAUUAGUUACAGACAGCUGAUGGAUGGUUAAACAAGCUGAUGGGUGAAUGGCGCUAUUAAGACAAUUUCAAGCUGAAACCGUGGAUAUAAGCUUGUGUGGACCAGGUCAGGUCUGUAGCAUCAAUGAUCGUGGUGUUCCAGGCAGGUUAACAGAGAGGCCCCUUCAUGGAACAGCAGCAUUAAUUAUGAUGUUAGGAACAACACAAACACUUGGUGUUGUGUCAAAGGUGUUUUACAUUAUUUUCUGUCAUUUUAUAACUAAAAAAACAAAUUAAACAAAUAUAAUUAACCACUUAAUUGAUAAUGAGAUGCCUUUUUUAGAGGCCAAGGUUAUUAACCAAAUGGUCCAAAAAUGUUCACUUUCAAUAAUUCGUAUCAUAGGAAGACUGCGAUCAUUUCACGUGUUUUUGUUUUCCAUCCUUAAAAUGAACCAAUGGGACUGACAACCAGAAGUAUUCGUUUGAGUUGAGUUCUUAUAAACAUAGAUAAUAAACUGGGAUGUUCAUUCUGGAUCUGUAGGAACUGUAGGUAUGGUAAAGGUAGGUAAGUAGGAAGGUAAAGAAAAUAUAAAGAUUAAGGGUCCAUUCAAUACCUUUUCUGGUGCCUUCAGCUGCACCUCACACUCCUGAAUGAAUGGAGCUGCUGUACUUGUAGUUUUGUCAUUAAGAGAGGGUCUCUGCAUUAUAUGUGAGUGUCCACUGACUCCUGGUUGACGACAUUUGAGUCUUUCCUUGUAAGGCUGCUCUUUUCAAUGUUGAUAGAUCAAUGUUGAUGGUUGUUUGGUCUGUAAAAUGUCAGAAAAUGUUGAGAAAUAUUGAGUAUUGUGUCCCAAAGCCCAAUUGGAUGUCCUCAGAUGACUUGUUUUGUCCUCAGCCAAAAGAUAUUCAGUUUUCUGUCAUAGAAGAGGAAAGACACCAGAAAAUAUUCACAUUUGAGACACUGAAAUUUUGACUUUUAAAAAACUACUCAACUGAUCUAUUAAUUUUAUAAACUGUUGGUGAUAAAGUUGACAGUGAAUAAUUAUGUUGUUACAGCUCAAUUAAUGCUGGAUUUGCUUUCACAGACAGGUCAUUGACCAGAAGCCAGUUGACCAAAAGUUCACAGCUCAGUCUUGUGACGACACCCGAGCCAGUUCCGUUCGGUAAAUGACAACUUUGAGCUGCAGUUGACAACUCCAAAUAUUACCAAAGACUGUGUGUUUAAUUGCAAACAAACAUAAAUAGUUGAAAGAGAAUGUAAAAGUUUGAAGGUAAAGCCGCUGUAAAGCCACUGAAUUGAUGGAUUUCCAGUAACAUGUUAUCACAGCUAACAGGGAAGACAGAACUAUCUAAAUAAGAUUUGUAUGUGAAGUUUGUAUAUGUCACCUGAGAUUCUGGACACUUCUUCAAAAUAUAGAAGUAUUAUUACUGAU